CCGGCGCGGUCCUUCGCCCGGGCUCGAGCAGCCAACCCCUAGGCGCGCCUUCCCCUCCGAGCUCUCCAUCCCUCCGCUGGUCCCGACUCCAUCCUGCCCUCCUGGCGCAGCGGUCAGCGUCCCCGCGGCUGCCUCCAUCCCGCCUCCGGCUCAGCCCUCGGCUCUGUGCAUCCUCCUGCCUCGGGUUCCCUGCGCUCGGCGCUCCCUCCCUCGGAGUCCGUUCGCUGACCUCCCGGUCCUCGCCUUCCCCCCACUCUCGCCGCUUUCCAGCCUGUCCGGGGAGCGCGGGCCCGUGGGAGGGGUGGGCCCGGGGCAGCCCUGGGGAUGGGGCCCAGUUCCCCCACCCCAAGGCUCCCGCCCCACCCCCAGCUCGUCUCCUGCGCACAACAGACUCCCUCCCUAGUGGUAGGUGCUCAAGGAAUCACAAGGUUCUUGGCUCUAAAUUAAGCUCCAACAAGAGCUUGGAGCUGUGGGCAGAGGAAGUGAGAAGGAAGGAAGCCAGAGAAGAGAGAGUAGACCCUGAGUAAAGGCUGAAAAUCUGGGUCACAGCUGAGGAAGAGCUCGGACAUGAAGUCCAAGAUGUGGCCUGCACUGCUGCUGUCCCACCUCCUCCCUCUCUGGCCACUGCUGUUGCUGCCCCUCCCACCACCUGCUCAAGGUUCCUCCUCCUCCCCUCGAACCCCACCAGCCCCAGCCCGGCCCCCCUGUGCCCAGGGAGGCCCCUCUGCCCCACGCCAUGUGUGCGUGUGGGAGCGGGCACCCCCACCAAGCCGAUCCCCUCGGGUCCCAAGAUCUCGUCGUCAAGUCCUGCCAGGCACUGCGCCCCCUGCCACCCCGUCAGGCUUUGAGGAGGGGCCACCCUCAUCGCAGUACCCCUGGGCUAUUGUAUGGGGCCCUACAGUGUCUCGAGAGGACGGGGGGGACCCUAACUCUGCCAACCCUGGAUUUCUGCCUCUGGACUAUGGUUUUGCAGCCCCCCAUGGGCUGGCUACCCCACACCCCAACUCAGACUCCAUGAGGGGUGAUGGAGAUGGGCUCAUCCUUGGAGAAGCACCUGCCACCCUGCGGCCGUUCCUUUUUGGGGGCCGUGGGGAAGGUGUGGACCCCCAGCUCUAUGUCACAAUUACCAUCUCCAUCAUUAUUGUUCUCGUGGCCACUGGCAUCAUCUUCAAGUUCUGUUGGGACCGAAGCCAGAAGCGACGCAGGCCCUCUGGGCAGCAAGGUGCCCUAAGGCAGGAGGAGAGCCAGCAGCCACUGACAGACCUGUCCCCAGCGGGGGUCACUGUGCUGGGGGCCUUCGGGGAUUCGCCUUCCCCUACCCCUGACCAUGAGGAGCCCCGAGGGGGACCCCGGCCUGGGAUGCCCCAGCCCAAGGGGGCUCCAGCCUUCCAGUUGAACCGGAUUCCCCUGGUGAAUCUGUGACGCCCCCCAAUGUUGGGGUGCCGCCAAGCAGGAGGCCAAGGGGCCAGCACAGCCCCCAUCCCACUGAGGGUGGGGCAGCUGUGGGAGCUGGGGCCACAGGCGCUCCUGGCUCCUGCCCUUGCACACCACCCUGGAACACUCACUGGCCCCAUAGGUGAUCUUACCUGCUCACCCUCCUUCAGGUGGGGGCCUCACAUAUUUGUGGCUUCUGGUCCCCCAUCCCCACCCUUGCACACUCACAUGAAAGCCUUGCACACUCACCUCCACCCUCCCGGGCCAUUGCACACACUUGUGCUCUUGUACAGCCAGUCUUCUGCACCCUCUCUCCACCCACACCCCCCCCAUCCCUCACCUUCUCUGUUUCACACUUUCACUUUCUCUUCUUCCCACAUUCCACACUCAGUUCAGUCACUCAGUGGUCAACGGGUGACUUUCCUGUUAUGUCUCACAUGCACUUUCUGGCCCCAUGUUGUGGUGUUGUAUGUUGUGCUCACACUCUCCCUCAUGCACACCCACUGACCCGGUUUCUGUGGCCCCUGCAUGCUGCCCUAGAGGUGGGUGGGAGGUGAGCUGGGGGCUUCUCAUGCCCCCACCUGUCAUGGUCCCAUCCCAAGCCAUGUUGUGUUUCAUCAUCUUCCCCAUCCCACUCCAAGGGCGUGCUCAUUACCCUGAGGGCUCCCCCAUGGGAAUGGGGGUAGUGAGGCCCCAAACUCCUCCCCCACUCCACUGCUAUAUUGUUGUCUGGGAGAUGGGUUUUUGGGGAGUCACCUGCUGCACUACAUGAGAAAGGGGCUCCCAUUUGCCCUUCCCUUCCUCCUAAGUCCCUCUCGUCUUGUUUGUCCUGGCUGUCUGUGUGUGGGUCACUCUCUGGAAUUCAGAGCCCCUGAGCCAGUCCUCCACUUUCCAGCUUCCCUAAGGGCCUCCCUAACUCCACCUAGGCUGCCAGGGACUGGGGCCAGCUGGUUCAAGGCCAUUGGGAGCUCUGCCUCCCAAUCUCUCCCUCCCCUUCCUGGGCUCCCUCACCCUCCUUCUCCCCUCCCUCCAUGGUUCUUCCACUCUCCUUCCUUUUGCCUGUCCCCCCCACCCCGCCCUCCCCUCACAUUUGUUCCUAAUUCUCACCAUUUUUCCACCUUCCUCCCUUUUUCCUCUCUUACCUGGCUCCUAUGCUGUGAUAUAUAUUUUUGUAUUAUCUCUUUCUUCUUGUGGUGAUAAUCUUGAAUUCUUGUGGGAUGUAAGUUUCAAAAUUUUCAAAUAAAGCCUUUGCAAGAUA
Molecule: messenger RNA, 2692 nt
Organism: Acinonyx jubatus (cheetah)
Lineage: Eukaryota; Metazoa; Chordata; Mammalia; Carnivora; Felidae
Gene: PIANP
Product: PILR alpha associated neural protein
Exons: 7
Coding region: 568-1422 (284 amino acids)
Biological process (GO): regulation of immune response
Cellular component (GO): membrane
Source: RefSeq, a predicted model, not a curated record